UACACAAUACGCACUUCGCCACUGGAAGACAUAGAUGUAGGAAGUAGUGUGUUGAGGAAAACGGUGGAAGGAAUUAUUCCUUCCUCGGUGGAUGCAAUCUAGAAAGCAGCACUUUAUACCACACCAGCUCAGACUAUGCCAAAAAACUACUUUAUAUUAAAAUAUCUUAUAAAUACUACUGAUCAAAAACGUAAAACAAAAAAACAACGCAAAAUCAAUAAAAAAAAAACAAAGGAACCAACCAGUAACAAAUAAAGACGAAACCAAGUGAAUACAAUAGAUCCAAGCACUAUUCUCCCUGCCAGUGGCCCUACAGAGUUGGUUUGGUAGUCUCCAUGCAUACCCACUACCCCCGAGGCAGCAUGAAACCAGAAAUCAUCGCGGCUGUGGGAUUUAUCUCCAAGUUCCUCCGUACCAAGGGCUUGAUGAACGAUCGGCAGUUGCAGGUCUUCAACCAGUCUCUACAAGAACUGCUGUCAGACCAUUACAAACAGCACUGGUUUCCAGAAAAGCCUUGCAAGGGAUCUGGGUACCGGUGUAUUCGCAUAAACCAUAAAAUGGAUCCCUUAAUUGGGCAAGCAGCAAAUCGCAUUGGACUAAGCAGUCAACUACUGUUUCAGCUUCUGCCAAGUGAACUCACUUUAUGGGUCGACCCCUAUGAAGUGUCUUAUCGUAUUGGAGAAGAUGGCUCAAUAUGUGUGCUCUAUGAAUCUGUACCAUUAGUUAGCAGCAUACAAAGUAGCAGCUCGGCAAUUGUAGAGAGCAGGAUCAGCUGUAAAGAAGAACUACUUCUGGGUCGAACAAGCCCAUCCAAAACCUACAAUAUGAUGACUGUGUCGGGCUAAGAUAUGGUCAUUGGAUAGAUCAUCUUGUAACAGAUGGAAACAUAUUGUUUUUAGUUUGGGAGGGCUCCUAUGGGGAUGGAUUGUGAAUUUCAAACAAUGUCACAGCUGUGAAGAUUGGGCACAAAAUAGUGGUAGUCAUAACUAAAGUGAAAGUGCCACGGUUUGGACAGUACCUUUCAGUAAUUUAAUAGCCUGUAUGUUAACCAGAUUAGCACAAAAUGUUACACAUAGAAUGACCUCAGAAUGGCACUAGGCAUUGGUUUACUUUAUUAGCAUUUACCCAAAGCUCAAUUUUUUUCGCUCCUCCGCAGGAUCUCUUGCAGGGUUAAAUUUGCACUAAUGAGCUUAAAUAUAGUCCUUAUUACUCUUGGCAGCUCAGUAGCAAGAUGAAUAGUUUUGAGUAUGAAAAUUACUGUAAUAGUAUAUGGCAGACUGAACUUGCACUGAAAAUAUGUAUAGAUGUAUAUAGAAAUGAAAUAAGAAUAUUCAAUCUGUCACACAUACUUGAGUGGACCCUUCAUAUUAUUUGAUAAACUUGAACAGAGAAUAGAUAUAUUCUGCCUUGGCAACAGGCUAAAAAAAUACAUUUUAAAGACACUGUCUGAACUGUGGUGUUAUCACCAGCCAGCUUAUCUGUACAUUACUAGCUUGUAGUUUUCUAAGACGGUGUAAACUUAUUUUUAGAAAGUGGAGUUCUGCUUUGUAAUUUCUUGUACUUAAUUGGGUAAAAAUCUUUUCCACAAACCACCAUCUAUUUUGUGAAUUUUGUUAGUCUCCUUUUAUUUGGUAAAUUAUGAACUGAAAACUGUAAAUUUGUACAGUUCAUGUAUAUUGAUUGUGGCAAAGAUGUACAGAUUUCUAUAUUUUGGAUGAGAAUUUUUCUUCUCUAUAAUAAAUUGUUUCUUAUCUUGGCAUUUUAAACAAA
Molecule: messenger RNA, 1770 nt
Organism: Bombina bombina (fire-bellied toad)
Lineage: Eukaryota; Metazoa; Chordata; Amphibia; Anura; Bombinatoridae
Gene: BTG1
Product: BTG anti-proliferation factor 1
Exons: 2
Coding region: 336-845 (169 amino acids)
Biological process (GO): negative regulation of cell population proliferation; negative regulation of mitotic cell cycle
Cellular component (GO): cytoplasm; nucleus
Source: RefSeq, a predicted model, not a curated record